AUGGCGGACACAUACCUGUCUCAACUCGCCAUUGCGGACUUGAUCAAGACCUAUGAAAAAGACCCGACCCCGGAAAAUGUCAUCAACAUGGUGCAAGGUCUCGUCGACUACGCCUUCUACCCCAAGGACAAAUGGGCCAUCAAGCAGUUCGCUGACAAGGAGAAAAACCACCACAACUACUUUGUCAUGAAGGAGGGUGACAACGGCAAGACUUUGCAUACCAUCAUCAAGAUUUCCCUCGACCCUACUGCCGCUUAUGACAACCAGUGGGACCUGUUGAUGCCCAUGCUGGACAACGCACCCAUGGCUACUGGACGAUGCUGGGGGAUUCUCGUUCGCGGCCUCAAGGUCCGCCUCUAUGAGUACCAUCGCGACGAGCCGAAGAGUUACCGUAUGGUCACCUGUGACUUCAAGAUCGGUAACAAGUCCACGCACAGCGUUAAUAUCCGCAAGGACCCCAAGGUAUUCCAGACCGUCCUCAGGCGCAUUCCUACCUACCUUCCGGAGCCUUGGGACGAUGCCCUGACUGACCGCACAAAGGUCAACACUACUUCGGAAGCUUCAACUGGUCGCCCUUAA
This is a messenger RNA of Penicillium bovifimosum, 579 nucleotides long. RefSeq lists its product as uncharacterized. The transcript has a single exon. NCBI's taxonomy places the organism in Eukaryota, Fungi, Ascomycota, Eurotiomycetes, Eurotiales, Aspergillaceae. The coding region runs from base 1 to 579 and encodes 192 amino acids. The record is from RefSeq and is a predicted model, not a curated record.